This is a messenger RNA of Myotis myotis, 1537 nucleotides long. RefSeq names its product uroplakin-2. Gene Ontology annotation, biological process: regulation of DNA-templated transcription; epithelial cell differentiation. Gene Ontology annotation, molecular function: sequence-specific double-stranded DNA binding; DNA-binding transcription factor activity. The transcript has 6 exons. Bases 435 to 1295 code for a protein of 286 amino acids. Gene Ontology annotation, cellular component: nucleus; apical plasma membrane. The record is from RefSeq and is a predicted model, not a curated record. Lineage: Eukaryota; Metazoa; Chordata; Mammalia; Chiroptera; Vespertilionidae.
CCUCUCAUCAUUCAUGUUUCUCUCUCUCUCUCCCUCUCCCUUCCUCUCUGAAAUCCAUAAAUUUAAAAAAGCACCAUUUAAUCCCAUCUCCACGAUGUUCUACAGACUCGAUCUCGGAUAAGCCUUAAAACCAACCGGAACUUGUAGGAAGUUAAUACUGUCUCGGAGUCAUUCUUAGACGAACUCAGCAGAGGGAGGUUUGUGCAAACGCAGCGGGAAGGGGCGAGCGCAGCGGCCGGAGCGCAGGUGCCGUGGGUCCGGGGGCGCGGGCCGAGGCCGCCCCGACCCAAUCACGCGGGAUUGGAGGCAGCUGCGCGGGCCUCGGCCUCUUCCCGCCCACGGGCCGGGCUGCUCCGAAGGUGGACCUGCGGCUGCAGCGCCUGGACCUCUGGGCCGGCCUCCACGGCCAGGUCCCGGGGCUGCGGGACUGGGACAUGGGCAACGAGUGCUUCCUGGCCAGCACCACCGCGCACCUGCCCCCCGCCGAGCAGAACCUUGCCAGAUACAGACUCCAUGUGGUUGAGCCACCACGACUGCCUGUGAGGAAAAGCCCCUCCCCUGAUGAAGAUGGUCCAGACACUGAGCCCAACCUGUGGAUGUGGGUGAACCCCAACAUCGUGUUUCCCCCUGGAAAGCUGGAGGUCUCACAGCCCAGGAAGGGGGAGGGCUUGACCAGCAUACUCCCCUCCCCUCCGCUGCCCCCGAAAGAGGAAGACUGUGCCCACUGCUCAAAGGUCCAUGCCGUGGAGCUGCUGCCUGCGUCCUCCAGGGAGCAGUCUCCCCCUCGGCAGCAACUCCCUUCUUCCCCCAGCAGCUCAGAGGUCACAGAAGAGGAGGCUAAGGACCAGCACGGCCGCUCCUCUGUGGCUCUCCUGUCCCCGCACAAAAGGGCCCCCCUCCAGAGUCGGAGGCUCCGGCAAGCCACCAGCCAGGAGGGGAGGCCCUGGCCCCGGCCCCCCCUCAAUUACUUCCACCUCAUAGCACUGGCACUAAGAAACAGUCCCCCCUGCGGCCUCAACGUGCAGCAGAUCUACAGUUUCACCCGACAGCAUUUCCCCUUCUUCCGGACGGCGCCUGAGGGCUGGAAGAACACCAUCCGCCACAACCUCUGCUUCCGAGCCAGCUUUGAGAAAGUUCGGGCCAGCACGCCGGCCGGGGCCUGCCUCUGGAAGCUGACGGAGGAGGGACGCCGCCGCUUCGAGGAGGAGGCCGGGGCCUUGUCCUCCGAGCAGCUGGAAAGGAUCCAGCAGUGCAUGAGCCAGCCAGGUGUGAUGCCCUUCCUCUUUGACCUGUAAGUCCAAGGCGGAGAGGCAGCGUGUGCCGUAUUAAAGUUCCCUGCAGCAGUAGUGUGUGUGUGGUCUCUGAGGAGGGGGGAGGGGAAGGGGAGGUGAGCUCUGAGGUUGGGAAUGGGGUGUCCUCAGAGCUGAUGGAUGCCCCAGAGGCAAUGGGCCAGUGGUCUGGUGUGCAGCAAAGGGGUCCCAUACUCUUCCUCUCCUCAAAGGAAGAAAAUACUUACCGUCUUUGGGAUCCUGGUGCA